ACCUUCCCCGCCAGAGUCAUUGGUGCAAAGAUAACUACAUGUAUACAGUGUGGCAAGGAGCUCUGGAAGACGGCUAACACACAGUCAUGUCUUCAGUGUGGCAUACAAUUUCAGCUCUAGGUAGAGUUCUUAAGGUGAACUGCAAGAAACUGGUAUGCCUCUUGGUCUUCACCAUAACUGUACGUCACAGUGCCUCUGGAAUGUGCCCUACACCUUGCAUCUGUGCUAGUGACAUUGUGAGCUGCGCUGGCAAGAAUCUUUCAAGGGUACCGUCAACACUGUUCAGGCAUAUAAAAAGGCUGGAUCUCAGUCACAACCGAAUUGGGGGUUUGGAUCAUGACUGGAUGCCCGUACUACUAGAGAAACUGAACACCCUUAUCGUCAGUCAUAAUAGUAUUAGCAGUAUAUCCCCUGGAAGCUUUUCUGUAACUCCAAAUGUCAAGAACUUAGACUUGUCCUCAAACAAUCUGAGAUCACUGGGGAGCCCUGUCUUUCAGGAACUGAGGAUGCUGGAAGUUCUCCUGCUUUACAAUAACUAUAUUGCACAAGUUGAUUCUGCAGCCUUUGGAGGAAUAUACAAAUUGCAAAAGCUGUAUUUGAGUUACAAUUUGCUCAAAAAGUUCCCAAUAGAAUUGUACGUUGGGAAAUACAAACUCUCAGAACUUGAACUGUUAGACAUUUCUUAUAAUCGUAUCAAGACAAUACCCAUUCACUACAUAAAUUUAGUGCCAGCCAGACUUCUUAGUGGAAUUUUUCUUCAUGGGAAUCCAUUUUACUGUGACUGUACUCUUUACUCAUUGCUAAGCUUUUGGUAUCUUAGACACUUCAGUUCCAUGGAGGAUUUCAAGACUGAGUACACUUGCGUGUUGCAGUCGGAUACCAGAGGCUCUAAUACUCUGCCUUUAUUGCACGACAACUAUUUGAAUUGCUCUGAAAGUAUUAUUAAUGGCUCUUUCCAUGCAUUUGGGUUUAUUCAUGAAGCCCAAGUAGGCGAGAGGCUGAUUGUACACUGUGACACUAAAAUCAAUGAUGCAGGGACAUACUUCAUUUGGAUCAGCCCAGACAAUCAGUUUCUGGAGCCAGACAAGACAACCGAACAUUUCAGAGUGUUUCGCAAUGGGAGUUUGGAAAUAGACGAGGCCCAGUACGAAGAUGCUGGACUUUAUUCCUGCAUUGCAAUAAACAAGAGAAGAUUAUUGAAUGAAACUAUCGAGGUGAGGAUAAAUGUCAGCAAUUUCACAGUGGACCGGUCUCACUCUCAUGAAACUUUCAAUACUGCUUUCACCACCCUUGCUGCAUGUGUCGCCAGUAUUAUCUUGGUACUUCUGUACCUCUACCUGACUCCAUGCCCUUGUCGGUGUAAGGCAAAGAGAAAGAAAAGGAAGUUGACCGAAAGUAAUGCUCACCCAUCCAUACUGACCUCCAAUCCUUCACAUGAACUUCCAGCGGAUGAAAAGAAAGCCAGCAGCGGUAAAAGGGUGGUGUUCCUUGAACCUGUGAAAGAGCCGAAGCCAGGACAGAAUGGGAAAGUAAGGAUGUUCCCCAAUGAUAAUGUCAUUGCAGAAAGUAUCUUAAAACCCCCUCGAACAAAGUCGGACUCCGAUUCUAUGAACUCUGUGUUCUCAGACACACCAUUCAUGCCAUCUUCUUAGUAUUCUGCCUGUGUUCAUUUUGUACAGUUACCUUCCUCAGUAGU
Molecule: messenger RNA, 1696 nt
Organism: Euleptes europaea (tarantolino)
Lineage: Eukaryota; Metazoa; Chordata; Lepidosauria; Squamata; Sphaerodactylidae
Gene: AMIGO2
Product: adhesion molecule with Ig like domain 2
Exons: 2
Coding region: 87-1652 (521 amino acids)
Biological process (GO): brain development
Molecular function (GO): protein binding
Source: RefSeq, a predicted model, not a curated record